Ambispora gerdemannii is the source of this 1047-nucleotide messenger RNA. The record is from the annotation of a GenBank genome assembly. Lineage: Eukaryota; Fungi; Glomeromycota; Glomeromycetes; Archaeosporales; Ambisporaceae.
AUGGAUGAUGAAUGGCUCGAGUAUACAAAUGAAGAAUGCUUCGAAUAUCAUGAUCCUGAUAUUGAUUACGAGAUAUUAGAUGACAACGAAAGCUACCUUGAAAAUGUGUCUGAAAUACCAACUCCAAAAACUAUAACUGAUGAAAGUGUAACAACAGAUAACGAAUGCAUUAAUGACAUUACUUUUGAUAAAAGAGCGCUAAAUCAUGCAAAAAAUUUUGCAGCAUCCACUCUUGAAGAUUUAGCAUUAGAACAAGACGAAAGGGAUAUUAAUUGGUUAACGUUAGAUGUUGACUUGCAAUCAGAGGUUGGGUCUAUGUGGACUUUACCAAUGGAUGAUAGUCAUGCAAUCGAUUAUGAAAUAGGUGGUGAGGCAGAUAUUAAUCGAAGUAAUAAUCAAUGUGUUAUUAUUGAUUAUGUCGAAGGACAUUUUCAACGUUGUUUAAAUCCUGUAUAUAGACCAAUUAAGCAACUUAUGGGGAUUUGGGAAUUAGAUUUUCAGGCUUUAAAUAUAGCACUCAAAGCAGGGACGGAAAAGACAUUAACUAAUUUAGGAAAGGACCAUGAAUUUGUCAGAUCAUUUACAAGUCAAACGCGGUCAAAAUUUGUUUGUUCUCACUGUUUUAAUAAUGAAGGUGGGCAUUUUUUUCAACGAAAAGGAAAAGGCUUACCACAAUUUUCUUGUACUGAAAAGCAUGUAAAUGAUAAUCAACUUUCUCUUCACCUUUUGGGACGAUGGAUUCAAGAAAUGUCGACAGAUCAAGAUCAGCAACUACAAGCUAUACUUUUAGAAGAAGUCUGGUCAGCUAUUGUUAAAUUUUUAGACAAAAAAACAAGUAUAUCUAAGGAUUCAACAAAUAAUACAAAUGCAAAUCAAGUUAUACAAAUAAAUCCGCCAACAUAUUUCGGAAUUAGAGCUGCACUUCGUAUGAAGAAAGUAAAUUUACGCAGAUUAGAAGAAAAAAAUCGAUAUAUUGAUCUUAUAACAAAUCAGUCACAGGAACUAGGAGAAGCUUUAGGAACCGUUGUUUGGAGAUCAAGAUCAGAG